AUUAUCAUCAUAACUAACAUUAGCAUUAAGAUUGCAUAGACAAAAGGGUAUAAAUUGCAGUGACCUGAUACAAAUCAGAGUGAAUCUGUUUCUCCAUCUUGGUUUCAAUAUUUAAUUUUAACAAGUGUUAUCUCAACAUGGCAACAGCUUCAGUGGCAUUCAAGUCCAGGGAGGAUCAUCGAAAACAGAUUGAACUUGAGGAAGCACGUAAAGCCGGGCUUGCGCCUGCUGAGCUUGAUGAAGAUGGGAAGGAAAUUAAUCCCCAUAUUCCUCAGUAUAUGUCAUCUGCACCUUGGUAUCUUAAUGCUGAGAGACCUAGUUUGAAACAUCAAAGGAAAUGGAAAUCUGAUCCCAAUUACACCAAAUCAUGGUAUGAUAGAGGUGCUAAAACUUUUCAGGCCAGCAAGUACAGGAAAGGUGCAUGUGAGAACUGUGGAGCUAUGACACACAAUUCCAAGGCAUGCAUGGAAAGACCCCGAAAAGUAGGAGCAAAGCAUACAAACAAACAUAUUGCUGCUGAUGAGAAGAUAGAAACUAUUGAGCUUGACUAUGAUGGCAAACGGGACAGAUGGAAUGGGUAUGAUCCAUCUACAUUUGCCCGAGUCAUUGAGAGAUAUGAAGCCAGAGAUGAUGCUCGAAAGAAGUACUUGAAUGAACAACAGCUGAAGAAAUUGGAGAAGAGCGACCAAAAUGAUGAGGGUGCUGCCAUUGAUGAGGCUAUAGAAGAUGAUGAUUUAAGGGUAGAUGAGGCGAAGGUUGAUGAAAGCAAACAAAUGGACUUUGCCAAGGUUGAGAAGCGUGUGCGAACAACAGGCGGUGGGAGUACAGGAACUGUGAGGAACUUACGUAUUCGAGAGGAUACAGCAAAAUAUCUUCUCAAUCUUGAUGUCAAUUCUGCACAUUAUGAUCCCAAGACCAGGUCCAUGCGUGAAGAUCCUCUUCCAGAUGCAGAUCCAAAUGAAAAGUUUUACGAGGGUGAUAACCAAUAUAGAAAUAGUGGUCAAGCUUUGGAGUUCAAGGAAUUAAACAUCCAUGCUUGGGAAGCAUUUGACAAGGGACAAGAUGUUCACAUGCAAGCAGCUCCUUCCCAAGCUGAAUUGCUCUAUAAGAAUUUCAAGGUCAUGAAGGAGAAAUUGAAGUCUCAUACGAAGGAAACUAUUAUUGAGAAGUAUGGCAAUGCAGCUGAUGAGGACAAACUUCCAAGAGAACUUCUGCUAGGUCAGAGUGAGAGGCAAGUUGAGUAUGAUCGUGCUGGUAGAAUUAUUAAAGGACAGGAAGCUGCAAUCCCCAGAAGCAAGUAUGAAGAAGAUGUUUACAUUAACAACCACACAACUGUUUGGGGUUCAUGGUGGAAGGAUCACCAAUGGGGUUUUAAGUGCUGCAAACAGACAAUACGUAACAGCUAUUGCACUGGUGCUGCUGGUAUUGAGGCCGCCGAGGCUGCAAAUGAUCUCAUGAGAGCUAAUAUUGCCCGUAAGGAGGCUGCUGCAGAGGAUCCUGCACCAGCGGAAGAGAAAAGGCUUGCUACAUGGGGAACUGAUGUCCCAGAUGACCUAGUUCUGGAUGAAAAAUUGCUUGCUGACGCACUCAAAAAGGAGGAUCAAAGAAAGAGGGAAGAGAAAGAUGAGCGGAAGCGUAAAUAUAAUGUUAGAUGGAAUGAUGAGGUUACCGCAGAGGACAUGGAGGCAUACAGGAUGAAGAAAGUACAUCAUGAUGACCCAAUGAAUAGUUUCAUGAACUAAGCUUGGAGAGGGCAAAAAGGCCUGUCUGCGUUCAUUUUGAUACAAGGCCACAAGCCUUUCUGUUGUUUUCUCGCUGCCAGAAGGAUUGCACAGAAUGAAUGAUUAGUGACAUAGAGGAGCGGAGUUGAAAUCGAUAUUUGAACAGCUUUGUAUCUUGUUACUAUGGUGUUAUUUAGCUUUUGGAACACAAGGGUGUUUUAAUGACUCAAUAGCAUCUCUUUUUUAUGUAUGAACUUCCAACAUCACAUGUAUGAACAUGUCUUAUGAUGUUUUUGAGAGAUGUUAGGGCCACUAGGGCAGAUGGUUUACCAGUGUAAGUAUAUAUCCUAGUAGUUUCGACUAUGUUUUCUGGCUCAGUUAUGUUCUUAAAGAAUGGUCCACUAGCUGUUGUGUCAUGGAUCAUAGAACAAGAUGCAGUUGUGCCGAUCCCUCAAUUGCAUCAAACAUCAAACAUUAAUUAUUAGUAACUUGUGUUCCUAACUCCAUGUUGUUUUGAUGCAAGUUCCGAAUAGGGGUGUUUUUUGAGAAAAUAAGCUUUAUCACCGUAGCCCGUGGCAA
Molecule: messenger RNA, 2300 nt
Organism: Cicer arietinum (chickpea)
Lineage: Eukaryota; Viridiplantae; Streptophyta; Magnoliopsida; Fabales; Fabaceae
Product: pre-mRNA-splicing factor SLU7-B-like
Biological process (GO): mRNA splicing, via spliceosome
Cellular component (GO): spliceosomal complex
Molecular function (GO): pre-mRNA 3'-splice site binding
Source: RefSeq, a predicted model, not a curated record